UGUCUUCCAGCAUCUGAAAGGUUGACAUGUAGAAACGGGACUGACCCAGUUAUGCUUGGCCCCAAGGGGCCAAGAAGGAUGGAUGCACGGGGGUGGGGGGCAGUUUCUGGGGUGUCCAAAGAGGGAAUGCAUGCGUGGCUGCCUCGGGCUGGGGCGCAGGGGGAGGAGGCGAAGGAGAAAGCCGGAAUGCGGUGGGCAAAAGUCAGUAGGAGGGGUGUUCUGGUAGGACAGUCGCUGUCACCACUUUUCUGUGACGUCACUCCGAAGCCGUCCUGCGCCUCUGUGGGUGGGUGACAUCUCCCACGAUCCCCAGGGGGCGGUGACGUCAGCACGCCGCCGGAGGGAGAAGCGAAGGGGCCCCGCAAGCAGGGCGGAAGUCUAAGCGGUCACUCCGCGGACUCGGCUCCUUUAAGAGCAGUCUCCACCUCCUUGUUCUAAGGGACUCCGGAAGGCCAAUGGCAGGACCGGGAAGAUGUGACGUCAUAACAGCGGGGGCGGGGAGGGCAUGCCUGGGUCUCUCAAGAGAGGCGGGGCUGGACCAGGCCUUGAUUUCCCCUCCCCCAUCUAACUCCUCCCUCGUCCUGCCGGGCCUGGGCCUUCUCGAGAGCCGACUCUGACCUUGACCCUGAUCCCGACCUUGGCCUCUCUGCGCCCUUAGCCCCCAGCUCCAGUCCUGUCUCGCGUGUCCCCCGAGGUCCGUUUCCUUUUAACCCCAAUUUUCCAUCUUUGUACCCGGGGCUCCACCUGCCCCUCUGGUCCAGAUUCCCUGCUCCACCCCACCCACUCCCCCCACGUGAUCCAGUGUGGUCCCCACCCUCUGCGUCCCAGCCUCUCCCUCUUGUCUCCAUCCCUGUAUCUUUCUCGCCCCCACCCUCCACCCCCAGCCCGUGCCAAUGGCAUCCUCGGGCCUGGCAGGGGAUCUGAGGGCCGUGCUGGGGGGCCAGGGGCUGCCAGUGCUGGACUAUGACUCUGUACCCCCAAAGGUCUCACCUGCGCCUGUGCAGCUCAGGAAGAAUGUCUCCUAUAUCGUGCUGGCUGUCUUCUUCAACGACCAGGAUGAAGUGUUAAUGAUCCAGGAAGCCAAAAGAGAGUGCUAUGGGUCUUGGUAUCUACCUGCUGGGAGAAUGGAGCCUGGGGAAACCAUUCUGGAGGCACUGAGACGAGAGGUGAAGGAGGAGGCGGGCCUGGAGUGCGAACCAUUGACGCUGCUGGCCGUGGAGGAGCGAGGUCCCCGCUGGAUCCGCUUAGCCUUCCUUGCCCGCUCCACAGGUGGGAUCCUCAAGACUUCUGAGGAGGCAGAUAAGGAGUCCCUGCAAGCUUGCUGGUACCCUCAUGCCUCCUUGCCCACUCCGCUUCGUUCCCAUGACAUCCUGCCCCUCAUAAAACUGGGUUCCCACUAUUACCAACAAGCUAGACACCCUCCUACUCUACCCCAAGAGCUUCCCUGCAAGCUUAUCUGCCAGCGACUUAUAGCCGCCUUUACCAGUGCCAAGAAUAUAUGGGUGUUGGCGGGUAAAGAAGGCAGUCUCCAUUUGCCCAUCACAGCCUGUGGACUCACCCCAUCAGAGCAGAAUAGCAGCAUUGUGGUGUCAGUGUUUCGACUCCUACAACAGUGCUUGACACUGUCCCAGUUGACAGUGAAGACCCAGGGGGUACUGGGGCUGCAGCAUCUGGGCAAGAACCAGGCUGAUGGGAUCUGCCUGAAUGUGCUGGUAACGGUGGCCUAUAAAAACCCAGGUGUCCUCAACAAGCCACCUGAGAUUCAAGGAAUCAACUUCUGCUGGUGGCAGGUGGAAGAGGAAGAUGUGCAAAGCCACCUCCUAAAGAGACUUCAAGAAGUGUCUGUUGUCCCAAUCCACAGUUAACAGGGCUGCUGGGAAAUGAGCACACAUAUAGGCACUGACGUCACACUGCCGUGGUUUUGAAUCUUCUAGGAUGCCUGGGAAUUGAGCCCACAGAGAUCUUCAUGGGUAUAAAUAGGGGCCUCCGGGUUCUCAGGUCACCAGCCUUCUUCCACUCCAGUGUCACUUUUUGCUUAUCAAGAAGGACAAUGACUGAACUUGGGCAGAGAGUUCAGAGCCCAAAGACUGGUCACCUAAGGCAAAUUGAAAGCCUAUUCAUCUUAGCGCCUGAGACUAUUAGAACAGCGUGGCUGCAGAUGAAAUCAUGCCUACUUAUCUCUAGUGGCCACCCUGCCAAUGGUAACAUCUUUAUCUUCUUCAACACUGCUGAAGCCUGUGUGGGCCAGUAGAAGGGUACGAUGUUGGCCCCUCCAUUGCUGCUGUGUGCCCCCUUCCUGAGCAGUUGGGUGUCUAACCAUGUCAUCCCCCUGCUCAAAAAUAGUUCUAUAAAACAUAAACUUCUGUAUCUGGCA
Molecule: messenger RNA, 2374 nt
Organism: Phascolarctos cinereus (koala)
Lineage: Eukaryota; Metazoa; Chordata; Mammalia; Diprotodontia; Phascolarctidae
Gene: NUDT18
Product: nudix hydrolase 18
Molecular function (GO): 8-oxo-dGDP phosphatase activity; 8-oxo-GDP phosphatase activity
Source: RefSeq, a predicted model, not a curated record